Molecule: messenger RNA, 1259 nt
Organism: Hordeum vulgare subsp. vulgare (domesticated barley)
Lineage: Eukaryota; Viridiplantae; Streptophyta; Magnoliopsida; Poales; Poaceae
Product: chloroplastic import inner membrane translocase subunit HP30-2-like
Exons: 6
Coding region: 146-964 (272 amino acids)
Biological process (GO): protein targeting to chloroplast; protein insertion into mitochondrial inner membrane
Cellular component (GO): chloroplast inner membrane; TIM22 mitochondrial import inner membrane insertion complex
Molecular function (GO): transmembrane protein transporter activity; protein binding
Source: RefSeq, a predicted model, not a curated record
AACCCUGGAGGCAGCAACUGAAGAGAAAUAUUAGCGGAGCAUCCGAGGGGAGGGGAUAAUAAACAACCAAUCGAGGAGCUCCGCCUAUCUCUUCCUCCUCUUCCUCCUCCCCUACCCCAACACAUCGAAACACCUGAACGGCGGGAUGGAAGGGAUGGGGCAGAAGAGGCGCCCGCUGGUGGUGAUGGCCUCCUCGUCCACUACGGCAGCGCAGUCCGCGUCGCGGGGCGGGGCCAACCCGCUGGCCGAGCUGACCGACCGCUUCAGGUCGCUGGAGGUCGGGGUGCGCGAGUGGAUGGCGAAGCAGCCCACCCACAUCGAGGCCGCCGUCACCACGGCGUUCGGGGCUGUGCAGGGCGGCGCGCUCGGCGGGCUCAUGGGCACGUUCGCGCCCGAAGGAGGGGCGGGGCUCCCCGUGCCGCAGCCGCCUCCCGGUCUCGACCCCAAGGCCAUGGCCACCUUCAAGCAAGCGCAGGCUUUGGCAGGCGGGCCACUGGUGCAAGCUCGAAAUUUUGCAGUCAUGACUGGUGCAAAUGCAGGCAUAUCUUGUGUUAUGAGAAGGGUACGAGGAGUGGAGGAUCUCCAGGGCAGCAUGACAGCAGCUUUUGGUUCUGGUGCUCUAUUCUCCAUUGUGAGUGGAAUGGGAACCCCGAAUCCAGUUGUUAAUGCAAUUACAACUGGUAUGGCUUUUGCAGUAUUUCAAGGUGGCUUUUUCAUUGUUGGGCAGAAAUUCUCGAAGACAAAGACGCAUAAUGAAGAUAUGAACUAUUCUCGUGGAAGAACUAUGUUGAACCAAUUGGGCCUCCAAAACUAUGAGAAGAAUUUCAAGAAGGGUCUUCUAACUGAUGAAACACUGCCUCUUCUCAAUGAAAGCGCACUCAGAGAUGUGAAUAUCCCCCCUGGUCCAAGACUUGUCAUACUUGAUCACAUUAAAAGAGAACCUGGGUUGGCGAAAUCAAACUGAAGUGAUUGCAUUGGCACCAGUUUUUCCCAAGUUGCAUAAACUAUGGUCUGGGAAGUCCGUCCAGUCCAGUCCAGCUCUUUCAACGAUGAUGAGCUCUUUAGGCAGCAGUAUGAUUGUAAAAGAUAACUUAGUAAAUGUUUUGUAGUAAUUAGGCUGAUUAAAUUACAUGGAUUAUCUGUAUUGAAGUUUCAGUCGAGCUACUUUCUGCUGUUGUCAUGGUAGAAAUUUUAUUUCCAGAACACGUGAGCUUGUUCAGAGUUAUUUUUUGAAAAUUAUUCAGAGUUAUUUGUGUAAA